AUGUACAAACUAAGGGAGAACUCUUUGAUCGCAGAUUCAGUUUUAAGCUUGGAAAGCUUGUCUCUGUCACCCGUAGAUGCCUCACCCUCCCUCCGGUCCAGAAACCUGUCAGCACCUCAUGCCUCCAGUGCGAUCUCGAACGACAAAUUUCAGGGAAGACGGAAAUCCUGUUCUGAGUGUGUAAAAUCAAAACGACGAUGCGGCCUCGAGAAGCCUGUCUGUGCUCGAUGCAAUAGGCAACACUUGACGUGCGCUUACCCAUCACAGCCUCGAUCAGGGGAUGCAAUAUGGGAAGAUGUUCUUCAAGAGCAAGACGGUAUUCCCGAAAAUGCAAAAGCUCCCAUGGUUAUGGGAGACACAGUGUCCAUGGACAUGUCAUUCAACCUUGACCUGGCCACUCCAUCAGCGGUACCUUCGUUUCCAGAUUCCCUGGAUUUCGAUAUAUUAGGUGGCAGUGGCUCUUUGGAUACACUUCCAAACAUACUCACUGACCCAUCUCAUUACCAAGGAUUCAUGAGCGUAGCUCAUAUUGCAAAGGAAAGAAGUUCUUCUUUCUCUCCGGAGACUUUAUCGCCCUUUGCAAAGUCCAGGGUCGAGUACUGCUUCGAGCAAUGGAAACUAGCCCCCAAGAUGAUGGUCGAACAGAACUGCACACAUUGGUCGCAUGUUCAGCUUUAUGACGAUUAUAUGCCCAGAUCUAUGCAAGAUGUACAUGCGUCAUGCGCCUUGUACAUUACCAGGAAUGGCAGGAAUUCCACCAUCGUUUUCCAGCACAUCAGGAGUAGACUUGGCGAGCUGAUGGCUACUCCCAUACCAAGUGCACCUGUCGAUUUGCUGGCACGCGCUCAAGCGCUCAUGCUGUAUCAAGUCAUGCUUGUCUUCGGUGGGGACAUGGGAUCUUAUCAACAGGCUACAGAUUUGCACCCCCAUAUUGAAAUAGUUGCUGACGCUGUUCGGCUCCUUGCUGCUGAGCAGGAGGACAUCAAAGGGCCACUGCAAUUUUAUCCCAGUACUGCAGCUCGUGCGGCGUGGCGGACCUAUAUUUUCCAAGAGUCGCUACGCAGAACACUGUUGUCGAUAUAUCAAAUCGUCACCAUGUAUCACCUGUUGAACGGCCAGCUCAGUUCCUGCGAUUACAGAAUGGCCAACGGCAACAGAGUAACUUUAUCAGCACAUCUCUGGGCGGCGACUAGUGCAUUCGACUUUGCAAUGGCCUGGAAUAACAAGAAUCACUUUUUGGUCAAGGAUUUGGACUUUUGCAUUCUUUUGCGAGACGCAAAGCCAGACGACCUGGAUGUAUUUUCCAAGAUCAUUGACGACGUGCGUGGCUGGUUGCAUAUACGCGGAGCAAUGCUCUGA
Molecule: messenger RNA, 1359 nt
Organism: Plenodomus lingam JN3
Lineage: Eukaryota; Fungi; Ascomycota; Dothideomycetes; Pleosporales; Leptosphaeriaceae
Source: RefSeq, a predicted model, not a curated record